GUAACUGAUAAGUAGGGAUGCUGAAGAUAAAAUGUAUAUGAUAGACUCGCCCAAUGUUGCACAGGACACUUCAAUAGCAAACAUCAGUAAUAACAACUUCGUGUCAACCACACUUAUACCAAGUUCCUAGAUACCCAUACAACUAAAACUACUACUACAAUUUAAACCCAAAUAUUUACCCAUUAUUCACCAACCCGGACCAUGGCUUCUAAGACAGUUGCUUUCUUCGGCGCAAGCACGGGUAUAGGUCUUUCAGCGCUGAAGCAUUCUCUCGCUGCCGGAUAUCAAUGCGUCGCGCUCUGCCGGGACCCGUCCAAGCUCACCUCGGUAUUAACAAGUGAGAAUGCGCCUAACCUUAAAGUAAUACAAGGAAACGCGCAUGAUUCUGCGGCUGUCACUCGCUGUCUCGAGGCUCCGGACGGUAAACUUGUUGACGAGGUAGUUUUCACUAUCGGAGGAAAGCCUAUCCCGUCAAAAAUGACUAUUGACGAUCCACACGUCUGCGAGAAAGGCAUCACAACUGUUAUUGGCUCUAUAGCCACACUCAGAGAGCAAGGCGUCGUUGGCAGACCACACAUCAUCGUGUGUAGUAGUGCCGGUAUGUCCAAAUUCGGGCGGGACAUACCUGUCGCCUACGUGCCAUUAUGCUCCCUCCUUCUCAAGGUUCCUGGCGCGGACAAGAAAAUCAUGGAGAACAAGCUCGCUACGAGCGGUGAAGACUUCACCGUCGUGCGGGCCGCUAUGCUCCUUGUCGAUGGCGAGACAGAUAAGCCAAUCCGUGUUGGCAUCGAAGAUCCGAAUACCGGGAUCGAAUCCAAAGCUAUUGGAUAUAGCAUCUCGAGGGAGGAUGCCGGCAAGUGGAUAGCGCAGAAUCUCGUAAUAGAGAGGAACCAGAAAUAUAUUAACAAGACUGCGACAAUCGUCUAUUAGAGGAUAUGCUUGGAGCCGGGAGGCAAUUUGUAUGUAGUUUAAACGUUAGCAAAGGACGGAAGCUUAGAAUACCUAGUUGCGUUGUAUUUAGAAAAACGGAUAAUUAUAAUCGACUCUUGGAAAUUCAUAGUAUUGGUUUAAAAUUCCCCUUAGAGAUACAUAGAGUCAAGGUGUUAAUAUUCGAUCAAAACUCCC
Molecule: messenger RNA, 1125 nt
Organism: Daldinia decipiens
Lineage: Eukaryota; Fungi; Ascomycota; Sordariomycetes; Xylariales; Hypoxylaceae
Product: NAD(P)-binding protein
Exons: 1
Coding region: 202-930 (242 amino acids)
Source: RefSeq, a predicted model, not a curated record